This is a messenger RNA of Synchiropus splendidus (mandarinfish), 2129 nucleotides long. It is a transcript of the gene scrn3, whose product is annotated as secernin 3. The transcript has 7 exons. The coding region runs from base 96 to 1388 and encodes 430 amino acids. Gene Ontology annotation, molecular function: cysteine-type exopeptidase activity; dipeptidase activity. The record is from RefSeq and is a predicted model, not a curated record. Lineage: Eukaryota; Metazoa; Chordata; Actinopteri; Syngnathiformes; Callionymidae. Gene Ontology annotation, biological process: proteolysis.
ACUCACGCCAGCCAGACUGACACCUGAGGUUCUGAAUGCCGAUCUACGUUUUUUAAACGCACCGUUCGACUGUUUUUUUUUUUUGUGUGUGUGUAAUGGCAACACGUGAAAUUCUCUCUUUCAGUAUGGAGCCUGUUUCUUGUGACACCUUCGUCGCGCUGCCUCCAUCCACGGAUCGUCAACAAAUCAUCUUUGGGAAGAACUCGGACCGGCCCUGUGACGAGGUCCAAGAAGUGGUGUAUUACCCUGCCCGGGACCACCCUCCAGGCCAGACGGUGGAGUGCACGUACAUCCAGGUAGAGCAAGCUGCCCACACCUACGCAGUGGUUCUGAGCCGGCCCGCCUGGCUGUGGGGCGCGGAGAUGGGAGCAAACCAACACCAAGUGUGUAUUGGCAAUGAAGCGGUGUGGGGGAGAAUGAGUGCUGAUGAGGAGGAGGCUCUGCUGGGCAUGGAUCUGGUCAGGCUCGGAUUGGAGAGAGCUGACUCGGCAGAGAAAGCCGUCGACGUCAUCACCGGCCUGCUGGAGAAAUAUGGUCAAGGUGGCCAGUGCAUGGAGGAUCAGUGUGGCUUCACCUACCACAACAGCUUCCUCAUCUGCGACAGGAAGGAGGCGUGGAUUCUGGAAACCGCCGGGAAGUUCUGGGCGGCCGAACGAGUGGAAGACGGACACCGCAACAUCUCCAAUGAGUACAGCAUCACCACGCGGGUCGACAGAGAGCACCCCGGCCUGCGGGACUAUGCUCUCAGCCAAGGCUGGUGGGACGGAAAGUCUCCCUUCAACUUCGCUGCCGUGUACUCCUACAUGAACACGGCCAGAAUAGAGGCGGCAGGAAGCCGCCGCUGUGAGGGGAAGAAGCUGCUGGAGCGAAGCAACGGCCACAUCACUGCAGAGACCAUGAUGGACAUCUUGAGGGACAAGGAGAGUGGGAUCAACAUGGAGGGGAUGUUCAUGACGACAGGAAGCAUGGUGUCUGUCAUUCCCACUGAAGCCAGUCUUCCAGGGGUUCACUACUUCACGGCCACCCCGGACCCAGAAAGAUCUGUGUUCAAACCCUUCGUCUUCGUGAAGAACAUUGAGGGGCAGAUGGAGAAGACGUCCUCCCCCAGCUACGGUGCCGACGACCCCGUGAAGAAGACGCCACGCUUCCAGAGCAAACCCGACCGCAAACACAAGCUGUUUGUCAAGCACCAAGUGGUGGCUGCCAUCAUUGAAACUCAUGCGGACAAAGGCGCGAAACUCGUGGAAGGGAUGAGGCAGCUGGAGAAAGAGAAGAUGUCAGAGAUGGAUGUGGUUCUUUGCUACGGCCUGGUGGACCCUGAUCUUUUGGUGGAUCUGUUCCCAAGAUCUGUGCAGGCAGAGCUGAGUUUGUACGGCGAGAAGAGCUGAGCCGAACCUCUCGGGCUCAUGGAUGAUAUUUUAAAUAAGAGCAAUAAAACUGAGGCUUAAAAGUGCUGGGGACAAAUGCUCUGAAGGUGUAAGCAAAUGCUGUGUAAAAAUAGUCGAUAUCUGCUGUCCAACUGAGCACAUUGCAGUUGGAAUAUAUUUAACACGAAUUGUAUAGAAGAAAUACACAGAAGAUUCUGGGUGUAAAAUGAGUAAAUGUAUAAUAUUUCUGUUACGCUUCUAUUUUGAAAGGCAGGCUGUUUCCACACCAUCACUUCCUGUAAAUGUCACAACAUCAGAAACAUUUUUACGGUGAUCACAGAUACACAUCACAGGGUUAAAACAUUAGGACACUUUUAAUAAGAAAACAAAUAAAUAAGCAGCAUUUACAAGGAGUCAGUGCUUGCAUUGUUUCGGAACACAAAUAUUCCCCUGAAGGCGUCACAUCACAUUCAAGUCAAGGCAGCAGGACAGUUGGCUUUCAAGCUGGGAUACUUCCUGAGUCAGCAGAAACUAGUUGGCACCUGGAACACACCUGUGCCACUCAUUUGCAUGUUAGGGUAAAAGCAGACGCUUCAUUAGCCCUUAGAAACGACACGUCCAAGCGUUUCCACUGAACAUUCCGGUGUCGUCACUGACUUGAAAUGCAUUUCCCUUCUCUCUGGUAACUGGCACUUUAAGUCAGCAUACAUUCAGCACUUCUGCACAGUGGUUCUGGCCUCGACCUCAGAAAUAAAAGUGAAA